Molecule: messenger RNA, 738 nt
Organism: Fonsecaea pedrosoi CBS 271.37
Lineage: Eukaryota; Fungi; Ascomycota; Eurotiomycetes; Chaetothyriales; Herpotrichiellaceae
Exons: 2
Coding region: 1-738 (245 amino acids)
Biological process (GO): regulation of transcription by RNA polymerase II
Cellular component (GO): nucleus
Molecular function (GO): RNA polymerase II transcription regulatory region sequence-specific DNA binding; DNA-binding transcription factor activity, RNA polymerase II-specific
Source: RefSeq, a predicted model, not a curated record
AUGGUUAAGGAAAACCAGCUUGUAUCCAACCCCGAAAACAAUGACAGUUACUGUCGUCCCUGCGAUCGGGUGUUCAUUUCACUCGAUGGAGGUCUGAAUCACUGCCGCAAUGCCGACGCCCACCGAGGAGAGUGGUGCGAGCGGUGCAAGUGGUUAUUCGUCUCACCUCAGGCAUGCCAGUAUCAUGUGGACAAUUCCCACCGGCAUAACGUCUGUGUGCCUUGCGACCUGGACUUUGGUACCGCCGCGCUGCUCAGAUCGCACGACGUCGAAGUCCACAACAUGUGCGCGCCGUGCAACACGUAUUUCCGCAGUCCGGCCCGUCUCAACUCUCACGACAUUGCUGUCCACAACAUGUGUGCGGAAUGUGGCAAAUACUUCAACAACCCCAAUGAUCUGACACAGCACAAGCGAAGUCAUCUCCCUUUGGAAAUCGAGUGCCUCGGCUGCGACCGCAUGUUUUCGGAAUUCGCUGCCAUGAUGAUCCAUCUGGAAUCGGGCAAGUGUGUGAGUGGGAUUGAUAGGGACGAUGUCGACAACUAUAUCUUCGACACUUACGAGAGAUGCGGCGCCUAUGUCAAUCACUUGCUCGACGACAAGCGAUAUCAGUGUCCCGACUGUGCAACCGACUUCCGCUUCGCGAGUGCUCUGUGCCAGCACGUGGCGACCAACGGAUGCGAUCAGCCGCCUAUGAGUACCUUUUACGACAUUGAAAAGAGUAUCAAGUUGCGAAUCUAG